CCACUGAGCAUUCUCAAACGAUCAAAGCCACACAUAAAUCCCUUUCUCGAUAGCCUCACCGUUGUGGGCAGCUUUUGCUUUCUCAUGGCCGCAAAUCAGCUACCAGAACCAUCAUGGGAGGAGCUGCUAGGCAGCAAAAACUGGGACUCGCUUCUCAAUCCUCUCGACCUCUCACUUCGCAAGCUCGUCCUCCGCUGCGGUGACUUCUGCCAGGCGACGUACGACGCCUUCAACAAUGACCAAAACUCGAAGUUCUGCGGCGCAAGCCGCUACGGCAGGUCCUCUUUCUUCGACAAAGUUAUGCUGGACACCGCCUCCGAUUACAGGGUCGAGUCGUUCCUCUACGCCACCGCUCGCGUCUCUCUCCCGGAAGCCUUUCUGCUCCACUCCAGGUCGAGGGAGUCAUGGGACCGCGAGUCCAACUGGAUUGGCUACAUAGCCACCACGUCCGACGAAACGUCGAAGGCUCUCAGCCGCCGCGAGGUCUACGUAGUGUGGCGAGGAACCACCAGAGACUACGAGUGGAUUAAUGUCCUUGACGCCAAGCUUGAGCCCCUCGAACCCCUUCUGCGAGUCGACGAAAACAACCAGAAAGAUCAUGGUACUAGUAGUAGCAGUGACAAUGACGAUGAAAACAAGAAGCAGCCCAAAGCGAUGCUCGGUUGGCUCACUCUUUACAUUUCCGACAACCCCAAAUCACCUUUUACGAAAACAAGUGCGAGGGCACAGCUUUUGGGUAAGAUCAAAGAGCUAAAAGAGAGAUACAAGGAUGAAAACUUAAGCAUAGUGUUCACCGGGCACAGUUUGGGGGCUAGUUUAUCGAUUUUAAGUGCUUUUGACGCGGUUGAGAACGGCCUAGUCGACGAUAUUCCCGUUGCAGCCAUUGUAUUCGGUUCACCACAGGUGGGAAACAAGGCUUUUGACGAGAGAAUGAAAAGGUAUCCGAAUCUAACAAUUUUGCACAUAAAGAACACGAUCGAUAUGAUCCCUCACUACCCUAGCUUGUUGUUGGGGUACGUUUACACCGGGACCGACUUGGUGAUCGAUACGAGGAAGUCUCCGAGCUUGAAGGACUCGAAGAACCCCGGUGAUUGGCAUAACUUGCAGGCAAUGUUGCACAUAGUAGCAGGGUGGAAUGGAGAGAAAGGAGAGUUCAAGCUGAGGGUGAAGAGAAGUUUGGCCUUGGUGAACAAGUCUAGUGCGUUUUUGAAAGAUGAGUGCUUGGUGCCCGGUUCAUGGUGGGUGGAGAAGAACAAAGGGCUCGUGAGAAAUGGAGAUGGGGAGUGGGAAAUGACUCCACCGGCCGAUGAAGACUACCCUGCACCUGAAUAAUCUUGGCUACUACUUGCCUACCCUCCUUCAAUUUGGUCUUCUUUUUCUAGCCUUUUGUUUUGUUUUGUAUGUUUGUGUGUUGCUUUUAUGUCUUGGUCCGCUCAUAUGGGAGAUUUGAUGCAAAUAUAGGGGAUAAAGUGCUAUUUCAAGUGUAAAUUUUAUCUGAAUGCUAAAAUAAGCAGCUGCCAAAUAAAUUUCUUUUUAUGA
This is a messenger RNA of Hibiscus syriacus, 1539 nucleotides long. Its product is annotated as phospholipase A1-IIdelta-like. The record is from RefSeq and is a predicted model, not a curated record. The transcript has a single exon. NCBI's taxonomy places the organism in Eukaryota, Viridiplantae, Streptophyta, Magnoliopsida, Malvales, Malvaceae. The coding region runs from base 85 to 1332 and encodes 415 amino acids. Gene Ontology annotation, molecular function: glycerophospholipid phospholipase A1 activity. Gene Ontology annotation, biological process: lipid metabolic process.